AUGCCAUCAUCUCAGGGUCCUGCAGAUGAAUUGAACCUUUUCAGCAAAAAGGUGCAGGAGGAGCAACCCGAAGAUUUCCUACAGUUUGCCUCUAACUACUUCAAUAGAAGGCUAGAGCAGCAACGGGUCUUCAUCAGAAACCAAGAAGCUCUCGCUCUAUCAAAAGGAAUCGUGUUGUUCCCACACGCCUCCAAGCAUGAUUCAGUGACAGCAGCAGGGUCCUUACAGGGCAGUGCAACACGCCCUAGUACCGCAGACGAUCAGGACGUGCUAUUUAAAUCACCUUUUGUUGAUCACGAUCCGCAUACCACUCAUCUUGUCGAGGGAGAAGAGUCUGAAGAAGGUCCCAGUGGAAUUUUCAAGAACAAUUUCAACGUCGGACAGGCAGCAGACAAGAACGCCACCAAGGUAGUGGAUCCUAUGGCCCCCGAUCAAGCUCUAUCACCUCCUCCACAAUCUGCGUUGCCUAGAAGAUCUGUGGUGAAUCCACAACCAUUACCUAUGAAUUUCAAUGCCGAGAGACGUACAUCUGUUAGUGGGGAAACUUUGAAGCCAAGCAACUUUGACGACUGGACACCUACAAACUAUACGGAGAAGACCAAGGAGCAACUAAAUCGUCUGGAGAAGGCCAUUGGGAAGAAUUUUUUAUUCAACAAGUUGGAUUCUGAUUCGAAGAAAUUGGUUAUUAACUCUUUGGAAGAAAAGUCGGUAAAGCAAGGGGGGGAGAUCAUUAAACAGGGAGAUGAGGGGGAUUACUUCUACAUCGUCGAAAAUGGUACUGUGGAUUUCUAUGUUAAUCAUCACAAAGUCAACACAUCUGGCCCAGGCUCUAGUUUUGGUGAACUUGCGCUAAUGUACAAUAGCCCUCGUGCUGCCACAGUUAUUGCAUCAACCGACUGUAUACUUUGGGCUCUCGAUAGAUUAACAUUUAGAAGAAUUCUACUGGGAGGUUCCUUCAAGAAGAGGAUUCUGUAUGAUGAUUUCCUGAAGUCUAUGCCUGUGCUAAAGUCGCUGUCUACGUAUGACCGUGCUAAGUUGGCAGAUGCACUAGACACUGAGAUAUAUCAACCGGGUGAGACAAUCAUCCGUGAGGGAGAUUCUGGUGAAAACUUCUAUUUCAUCGAAUAUGGUCAGGCUGAAGUAACCAAAAAAGGUCAAGGAGUUAUUGCUCGUCUAAAGAAGGGUGAUUAUUUCGGUGAGGUUGCUUUACUGAAUGAUUUGCCUCGUCAAGCUACUGUUACCGCUACCGAGAAGACUAAAGUUGCAACUUUGGGAAAGAGCGGCUUCCAGAGGCUUUUAGGCCCAGCAGUCGAGGUUCUGAAAUUAAACGAUCCUACGCGCAAUGUGCACCAUUAA
Lachancea fermentati is the source of this 1356-nucleotide messenger RNA. The record is from the annotation of a GenBank genome assembly. NCBI's taxonomy places the organism in Eukaryota, Fungi, Ascomycota, Saccharomycetes, Saccharomycetales, Saccharomycetaceae.